Messenger RNA from Zootermopsis nevadensis, 6644 nucleotides. NCBI's taxonomy places the organism in Eukaryota, Metazoa, Arthropoda, Insecta, Blattodea, Termopsidae. The record is from RefSeq and is a predicted model, not a curated record.
GAAACGAAACACAAAAUGCUACUGCUUUUUGGUUGCUUACUCGUAUUUUUUUUAUCACACCUGUUGUUUCGUAAUUAUGUGGCGAACAUCUUUGUAGUAUCCCACACUCUUUUGUCUAAAUCACAGUGGUACCUCCUUUUGCGUGCGGACACUGCUGCUUGCAAAAAUGUGGCAUCACAGUAUUUACAGAUUCAGGACAAACUACCAAAAUUUGCCAAUGUGGAACUUCACAGUCCAGAUGCAGCUCCAGACAGUCCUAAUGAAGUUCUGGAUGUAUUACAAAGUGCAAAACAAGAAUUGAAAGAGAAAUCACAACUUGUAUUGUUGUUAAAGGAACAGCUUGAAAGCCUCCAAACUGAGAAACAGCAUAUCAGCACAAGAUGCACUUACUUGGAGCAGCAAGUGCAGAGGCUAUCGAGACAGCUUGAGAAUGAGUCAGAGAAGCGAACAGCAUCUGAAUUGAGUGAACUUGAACAACUUCACAGCCAGUUGAGAGCUACCACUGAUCAGCUGGCACAGACAAGAGAUGAGAAUACAGGAGUGUUAAAAGAACAGUUAAAUGCUGCUGAAUGCAGGAUUGAGGAACUUGAGAAAGAAUUGCUGAAAGUACAUCAGCAGAUGUUGGAACACCUCAGUGACUCACAGAUGAACACGAGUGAAAUCCGAGGGGAAGUAGAGCAGACUAGAUGGCAGCUGCUGCAGGAAUCUGGAGUUCAGAAGACCGAGUUGCUCAGGGCUCGUCAGGAUAUGGUGAAUCGGAUCAUCCAAAUGGGAGAAAAGAGCCGAGAGGUAGAGAUGAACAUGAAGAAGCUGCAGUUAGAUGGCAAACACUUGACUGCAGAUAUUUUAGCUAUCAUCCACAAACUGGGUGAUCCAGAACAGCAGGAGAUUAUUCAUGGUGUGUUAAAGGCUUUGGAACUUGAAAACCAAGUUUUGAAGUUAAGAAAUGCUCAGCUAGAAUUGGCCGGGAAUACAGAAACUCUGAAAGGAAACAGUUAUGAAUCUAAUAGUAAGGCUGAUUUCCAUUUUGGGGAUGAUGAAAAGAAAUUGCUUUGUGGAGAUAACAUGGACCUUAACUCUAAAUAUUCGGAUACCAGUAGCAAGAAGACAGAUGAUUUCGAGACAGAGUCCUUAAAAUCGGAAAUAUCAGAAUUUUCACUACUGAAACAGAAGUUGGAUUCUCAGAUAUCCCAGCUUCAAAUGAAAGCUGAAAUGUAUGAGAGAGACAUAGAAUGCUUUGAAGCGAUGAAGUCUGACUGGACUGUGGAAAAGAAGGUGCUGGAACAGCAUUUAUCUGAUUUGAAGGAACAGUUGAAAGAAAAAGAAGAAGAAUUAAGUCUUGUUACUGCACAGAAGGGAUUGAUGGAGGCAAAGAAGCAGGCAUUUGUUCAAAAUGGCAGAUCUGAAGAACACUUGGUGCUGCAGGACAGGGUAGAAGAGCUGAGUGUUCAGUUGAUGCAGGUCCAGGAAGAUAAAGAACAGCUUCAUCAAGGAAAGAUUUUUCUGUCAUCUGAGGUGGAGGCUAUGGCCAAGAUAGUUCAGGAUUUGGAAUCUCAGCUUGCGAAAUCUCAAGAGGAGAAUGCAGGGCUGACCAAGAGCAUGGAAGAGUUGGAUGAGCAGCAUCAGGAUGCAAUUGAUCAGUUGCUCAAAGUAAAGCAGUCACUUCUGAAUCAGUAUGAAACACUGCAGUGUGAAUUAGCAACCCUCAAGCAGAUACCUGGUUUUGAGGAACAUGGGUGUACAGUGAGAAGUGAAAACUUUGUAAAGAUUGAUGUAGGAACAGAAUGUUUGAUUCCUGCAGAGUCAUACAAAGGAACCCAGACUGAACCAUGCAAAGAUAUUCAAAACAGUGAUGAGGUUUGCACAGAAUGCAGACAGAAUUUUGAGGUAGAGUUUCAAGAGAAGAUUUUGAAGCUUAUAACAUUUGAAAUACCAGAAUGCUAUUUUGGCUUUAACAACAACGUUAAAGAUGAUGUCGUUCCCCUAGGGACAGUAGAAGCUUUAGUCAAGAUGUGUGUAGAAUCCAAGUGGCAAAGAGACACACUGGAACGUAAAAUAGCGGAGCUCAUGAAGGAGUUGCGAGAAGCAAAGCACAUGUGUGAGCAACGUAACAGGACGGCCAAUGAGCUGGACUGUGAGUGCAGAAUGCUGAAGGGCAAUGUUGAAACACUUAUAGAAGAGUUAAUGGUGAGUAAGGGUAGUGGUGGUGGUGAGGCUUUGGCCCCCAUUCCUGAAAAUAGUGAGGAGACAGAAGCAAUGGAGCAAAAAAUGUUGAUGUUGGAGAAUGAGAUAGAGGUGCUGAGAGAGGCCAGAUCAAACCUUGAGGCUGAUGCAAAGGGACUGAGGGAAGAAUGCCAGGUACUUGUAAGAAAGAUGCAGGCUGCAGAUGCGAUGCAACGGAACCAAGAGAAUCUGCAGACAGAGGUCAGCAAAUGGCAGGAGGCUGCAACUAGUGCUGAUGGACAGUUACAAGAAGCUUUGGCAGCAAAAUCUUGUCUAGAGGAAGAGGUAGAGAGGUUACAUGAAGUUUUCUCAAGGCAGAGGACACUAGAGGAGUUGCAGGAAGAGAUUACACAGCUACGUGAAAGGUUACUUGACCAGGAAGAUAUGCAGAACCAGAAAGAAGCCUUGUUGAAUACAGUAAAAUACACACAAGACCAGUUGCUUCUCUGCAAUUUGGAGAAGUCUAAAUUAGAAGAUGAGGUAAAGGAAUUACAGAAGAAGGUUGAAGAUUUGAAUUCUCAUGAGCACUUGCAGCACCAGCAGCAGCUUUUUGAAACACGAGAAGCAAAAGAGGCCUGCAUUGUUUUUCAGGCACAGUUGACAGCUAAAACAAGGCAGCUGGAAGAUGCCUCACUGAAGAUCUCUGAAUAUGAGCAGCAUUCUCAAGACUUGAAUCAACAACUAAAAUAUUGUAAGGAGAACCUGGACAUUGUGAAAGUACAGUUGGUUGAUACAGACACUCGAUUAAGCGAAGUACUGAAUAGUAGAGUAUCAUUGCAAAAGGAAUUAGGUUGUGUGCGUGAAGAGCUCAAUGAAAAGUUGAAAGAAAUUUCUAAAUUGGAAGAUGAAAAGACACUGAUUGAGCAAAACCUCAUGCAUGCUAUUAGUGACAAGUCAAAUUCAGAGAGUAUGUAUGAAGAUCUUCUUUCUGAACUUAAUGCCAAGGGUGUGGAAAUACUGAAUUUGAAGAAAGUGAAGCUGGAAUUAGAACAAGAGAUUGAAAGACUCCAUUCUGCCAGAGCAGAGAUAGACUAUGAAAGAUUGGGUCUUCAGGCCACAGCUGUUGAAGUAGACAGAUGGAAGCAAAUGGCCGAGGCAUCUGAGAGACAAUUGAAUGAGGCACUGCAAGUGCGAGACGAGCUGGAACAAGAGUGUAAAAGACUAUAUUUGAUUCAGACUCAAGUACAAAAUCAAGAACAUCUACACAGGGAAUUAGAACAACUGAAGAAGUUGUCGGAAGAAAUGGAACAGAACUCUAAUCAGUUACUGACUGACAAAUUAUCAUUGGAACAGCAGUGUGCAGACUUGAAAGACAGACUUCAUAAUCUAGAAGAUAUAGAGAAAGAGGUAAAAGAGAGAGCAACAGAUGCAGAACAGCGACUUGUGGAUGUACUGCAUGACAAAACUGAAUUAGAAACAAAGUGCCAGAUGAUGCAUACUGCUGAGGAGAAGUUUAAGAAUCUAGAGAAAGAUUUUGUCAGGCAGAAAGACUUGAACUUUGGUCUCCAACAGGAGUUGAGUGAAGUUAUGUCAGCAAAAUGCCAGCUGGAGACAGAAUGUAAGAGGUUGCUUGCUGUAGAGGGAAAGCUUCGAAAACAAGACAGUUUGAAACUGGAAUUGAAUGAGUUGAGACAAACGUUAGUAGCUGUUGAACAAGAACUGAAUAAAGUUGUGACAGCUAAGUUGCAACUUGAGGAUGACUACAAGAAAAUGGAAACAAUGCAUAAAGUGCUUAAGAGUGAAGUCACUACUCAGAAAGCAGAUAGUGGAAACCCUGAGGAAAGUGAAACAUUUAACACUCAGGAAGUGAUGAAAGCAACGGAACAGCAGAUCCAAAGUUUACAGAGUGAGCAACAGAAACUUUUAUCUGAUCUGGACAAGAAGACACAUGAAAAUAUUAAACUUAAAGCAGACAACAGUCGGUUUCUGCAAAUUAUUUCAGAUCAGGUACCAGUUGCUGUGAACCAUCAGGAGGGUAAUGAAGCAGUACAAAUGGCUAAGGAAACGAUUGCAAAUCUCUCAAAGAUCAUAAUGGAUAAAGAUAUGGAAAUUGAAGCUUUGAAUCAAAAUAAAGAAACCCUCUUACGUCGUCAUGAGUCAAAUUCUAACGAUGAAGAGUUCAUGAAAUUUAAAGAGGCUGUCUCUGAACAACUAGGCAGACUUAACAGUGAGAGAGCAGAGUUAAUAAGAACUGUGCAAGUGAAGCAUCAAGAAAGUGUUCAGUACCACAGUGAAAUUCAGCGACUAAGUGGUUUACUAAGCCAGGAGAUGAAGAAGCUAGAAGAGAUAAGACACCAACAUACCAAACUGGCUCACCAGUAUGAGGAGAAACAGAAGUUGGUGCUUAACAUGCAGACUGAUUUGACUGCUGCAAAUCUGAGAAUUCAGCAGCUGGAAAUGGGACAGAUGAAUUCAGCUACUGAUGCUGAUGCUGCAUGGAGAAUGUCUGAGCUUGUUCAGAGGCAUGCAGAAGAACAGCAAGUAAGGGAAAACAAGAUCCAGAUACUGCAUUCACAAGUCACAGACCUGCAGAAUCAGUUAAUUCUUAUAUCUCGACACAAACAUGCUGAACCAGUCUCUCCUUCACAGAACAAGGAAGGGAAUGUGCUUGUUUCAUUAUCUGAGGAUAUUCAGGCGCAGCUAGAAACAUUACAGGCUGAAUGCAAGCGUGUGACAGACAGUCUUCUGCAAGAGCAGAUCCGAAACAAGUACUUGCAAAAUGAGGUACAAGAACAAUAUGAAAAGGAGAGUGCGCUUUUGAAGAAGCUUGAGAGGUUACGGCUUCAUCUGGUGGCAGUAGAGGAGGGUUAUACCCAAGAAGCCCUGAAAAGUGAGGAGCAGGUGAAGGACCUACAGAACAAAUUGGCACAAGCUGAAGAGAGAAUCAAGAAUUCCUCUACAGCAUACACAUCUGCAAGUAUCAGGGCCAAUCAGCAUGUGGAGUCCCUACAGGGCCAGGCUCGGCUAAUUGCUCAGCAGAGAGAUGACAUCCAGCAGAAAUUGUCAGCUGCUGAGGAUCAAAUUCACCAUCACUCUGCGGCACUACAUAAUCUACAGAUCGUACUGGAACAGUUCCAGAAAGAUAAAGAGAGGGAAAUAGAUUCAGCAACAGAGAGACUGCAGCAACAGCUUCAAGAAGCACAUCGACGGCACGAUGUACUGUGUGAUGAAAUACUUGCACUCAAAGUUCAGUUACAAGCAGCAAAAGACGGUCUUAGCGCUGCCGCUCGACUGGGAGAGCAACUGGAUAAGAAGUCAGAAAUAAUUACUGAUCUGAAGGAAGAAGGAAACAAAACAGUGGUGGACAUGGAUUGCUUAUGGAUAUGCAUAAAUGGUUACCAUGCACAAGAAAACAAGAAAAUUAAAAAGAAGUUAUGGACAUAGAUUAGUUUUGUAGUAUGAAAGGGGAUGUGUUUGCACAGCAGUGAGAUGAAAACACAGGAAUGGAGACCACUGAAUGAAAGCAUUUUACACACACUUCAUUAAUUAAUUGAAACAAUAUGUUGUUAUUGGCUAUAAUCUGCAAAUGGAAAUCAUCUAACCUACAAAAUACUGUAUAUUCUUACCUGACUAUUAUUUUUUGAACAAGAUGUUACAGUUAUGUAAGGGGACAGACAGAUGUACAUAUGUUCUGUAAGGUCAGAAUAAAAAUUCUUUUGUAUAUCUUGGUUACUCCACAUACAUCAAUACCAUUAUUAUUUAACAUAAACUUUUGCACCACAUCCACACACCACAUAAUUGUAUUUGGUGUUGAAGGUUUCUGAUGUGUUUGUAGUGUUGUGGUUCAAUAGAAGCAUCUGUACAUUCAAGUAUAGAGCAAUUUGUUUCUGUAGUAAAUGCUGAAUACUUUUUACAUUUCAAAUGGGUUCUUGUUUAACACAAGUUCAAAUAAAUAUGUGCAGUACAUUUCUUUCAUUAAUUUUUCAAUUAGUUCAUUAAAUUACUUUACCAGUGUUAUACUUAAUUCUUUUCCAUUAGUGACAACAAUGUUCAGUCUAGGGUAAAUUCUAGGAAGAACAGUAUUAAAAAAUAAAACAAAGUACCUUCAAGCAAAUUGUUAAGUUUUUUAAUUUUUUAUUUUCCCUUUCUGUUCCUGUGUUAAACAGUUUUCAUUCAUCAGAGCUGGUGUGUAUUAUAAAGUUAUAUUUUUAGCAAGUUUGUUACAUUGUUAAUUUGUAUAUAUUUUCUAGAGUUUAGAUAUCAGGCUGUUUUAAUCGCUACAUUCCUAAUAAGAAUUGUUAUAUUUACUAAGUGUAAUUAUAUUUGGAAUUAUUGAUUUGUGGAAAUGAGAAAUAAUAUUUUAAAAUAAGUAAACAAAAAUGUUUCAAGUAUAUUGAUGGAGUUCACUGAAAUUUUGUCUGUCACAAACAUCUAACCUUACUUACAAUGAAAUUUAAUUAAAGCAGUGACUGCUACUGUGA